Dictyostelium discoideum AX4 is the source of this 294-nucleotide messenger RNA. RefSeq lists its product as hypothetical. The transcript has 2 exons. The record is from RefSeq and is a predicted model, not a curated record. The coding region runs from base 1 to 294 and encodes 97 amino acids. NCBI's taxonomy places the organism in Eukaryota, Evosea, Eumycetozoa, Dictyosteliales, Dictyosteliaceae.
AUGAUAAUUAAUAACCCAAAAAAUGAAAAAUUUAAUACAAUUACAACACUUGAUAGUUAUGAAGAUACCAGUACAUCUGUUGGAGAGAUUUUAGCAGUGAUCGGAAAAAUUAUUUUAAUCCCAAAUUCUGAAAAAUGUCAUGAUGUUGAUGAAAAUACUUUAAGCAAUAACAAAUUGAACGAAGAAAUGGAAAAGAAUGAACCACAAAAUUCCUCUCCCUCUUCAUCAUCAACCACCACAACCACAACUACCACAACUACCACCACAACAUUAUUUCUCAAACUGCUAGUAUAA